AUGCCUACCUCUACAUCACAGCCCUCAGUAGCACCAAAGUCAAGAUCAAAUCCAAUUAGACUCAUUGCCAUAGUCUUGCUAGCUUGCAUUGUCCUCUUGGGUCUUGUGGUGCUCAUCACUUGGCUAAUUCUCAAGCCCAAGCGCCUUGUUUACACCAUUGAAGCUGGCUCAAUCCAAAACUUCAACCUAACCAAUGACCACCUCUCUGCCGACUUUGAUUUUGUCUUAAGAGCCUACAAUCCCAACAAGAGAGUUUCCAUAUACUAUGACUCCAUUCAAGCCACUGUGAACUACAAUGACCAGACACUGGCAUUUUCUGGGGUUGAUCCCUUCUACCAGCGCCAUCGAAACGUGACCCGAUUCAACGUCAAGUUCACAGCUCAUUCCACUGCACUGCCCAGCUCUGUCUCUAACGAUCUACAGCUUGAGAAAAGAACAGGCAAGAUCCAGUUUGAUGUUUGGCUAAAGGCAAGGAUUAGGUUUAAGGUUGGAGCUUGGAAAUCGCGCCAUCGCACAUUAAGGGUUUCAUGUGCCCCAGUGUUGGAGCCUUCAAGGCCUAAGAACUUGAAGAGGACUUACUGUUAUGCAGAAAUUUGA
This is a messenger RNA of Prunus armeniaca (apricot), 597 nucleotides long. The record is from the annotation of a GenBank genome assembly. Lineage: Eukaryota; Viridiplantae; Streptophyta; Magnoliopsida; Rosales; Rosaceae.